CAUGACAGGAUGUGAGUUUUGAUAAAAUUAAUUAUAAAGUCAAUGUUUGCGGUGAACAACUGUACUCUACAUAAUUAUAAGAUCUACUCUACUCAGCAAAGAUGCUGGCUGCUUGUGUGUUCGUUGCAGUUACAUUGAGCCUUGCAUCAGCUCAGAGGACUACUGCAGACUAUGAAAAUUGCAAGACUCUUGGGGAAAGCCGAAUGCAGGUAGCUUGGACAGUGCGUAGAGAUGCGCAAAUGAUUGACUUUCUCCUUUGUGGAUGUGCGCAAGAUGAGUCACAGAACAUUGAUGUCGAUGACGACGUGUACAUGGCCUUUGGUUUGAGUGAGAGCCCAAUGCGUACAGUAAUGCAAGGAGCCGAUGUCACAGUGGCGUGGGUCAACAGGAUGAGUGAAGCUAAUGCUGUUGACUACCACAUCAGUGGCUACAUUCAAUGUGUUGCGGGUGCUGGGGCAUGUCCAGACACUCUUGAUCUCAGAGGAGGCUGCACUAACGAUGUGUUUGAUAUAUCCGGGAGCAGAGUGGAUACCAAACAGUGCGUGGCCUUCUCAAGAAACUUCAGCACAAGUGACGACACUUGUGACCUGCCCAUUGACCCUGAUAACGAAGAGCAGUACAUAGUUUGGGCUGUGGGAGGUCUUGGAAACACAGCAUACAAGCAUUUUGCCAGGGCUAGCGGAACUGAUGAACCAAUCCAUCUGGGUCGCUCUCCCGUCAAUUCUUGCUCCACCCCCCUUGUGUGCCCUGACUGUCCGCCUUUCUCUGCCAUAGAGAUGGAUGUACGGGACCAGAAUGCAACAUUUCUCAUCAACAUUGGUCCCAAUGCGCUGGAGAGGGGAUACAUGUCCAUUGCAGGUCAGCCAGGUUGGGGCAACUCUAUCUACAUCAACGGCACUCUUAUCCCUCGUCUCAGAGUCGUGCGGGGGAACACGUACACCUUCAUCUGUGAGACUGGUAACAGUCCUGACGUUCUUUUGCCUGGAGGGGGCAACUACCAUCCUUUCUACAUCACAGACUCCAGAGUAGGAGGAAGGCUAAAUAGCGGGAACGAUAGGGAGACAGUGUAUGCAGGCUUUGAUGACACGGACGCUCCACUAGGCAUUGGUCCAUAUUGUGAGUACAAAGACAGUGGAGCAUCAAUGAUUGCCCUGGAUAACUGCGGCUCGUUCCAAGACUACCUGGGGGGUCUGAAUAAGGAGGCGUGUAGGACAGACGACCCCCCGGGUGUGUUCACUUGGACUCCCGAUGAAAGCACACCAGAUCUCGUCUACUAUCAGUGUGCAACGCAUUCCAGCUUUGGCUAUGAGAUCAGUGUGGAGGAUUCUGCUGCUGUUGCCCUCACAGGCUCACUCUCUCUGCUAGCCAUCAUGCUGAGCGCUACACUAUUGAUGCUCUGAGGCUAUUAACAUUAUAGCUAGAGCUUAGAGCUUAAUAGUACUAUUAUUAUACAACUGAACAUCUGUAUACAUAAUUGUACAAUGUCUUGUAGAAAAUCAUUAAUUUAAUAUCAAUGAGAAACGAAUACAAAAAUUAAACUAA
Halichondria panicea is the source of this 1542-nucleotide messenger RNA. RefSeq names its product protein Skeletor, isoforms B/C-like. The transcript is spliced from 10 exons. NCBI's taxonomy places the organism in Eukaryota, Metazoa, Porifera, Demospongiae, Suberitida, Halichondriidae. The coding region runs from base 102 to 1400 and encodes 432 amino acids. The record is from RefSeq and is a predicted model, not a curated record.